Glarea lozoyensis ATCC 20868 is the source of this 2583-nucleotide messenger RNA. RefSeq lists its product as uncharacterized. The record is from RefSeq and is a predicted model, not a curated record. NCBI's taxonomy places the organism in Eukaryota, Fungi, Ascomycota, Leotiomycetes, Helotiales, Helotiaceae. The transcript has a single exon. Gene Ontology annotation, molecular function: protein binding. Bases 1 to 2583 code for a protein of 860 amino acids.
AUGAACCUCUCGACACCGGUUGGGAGAGCAUGUCGCAGGUCGGUGGCUGUCGCUCGCAAUCGUCCUUCCAGCGUCAACCCAUAUAUCCCUAGAGCGACCUUUCUCUCUCUCACUCGCGACAAUCCGCGUCGAACGACUCUAAAGCAAGGGAUAAAGGGAGGAGAGGGACGGAAGCAAGAUGAAUCGGAUCCGCCAGAUGAUUUCAAGGACCAUCUCGUCGCCAACGCGCGACUUCCCUUGCCUGAGAGGAAGCGAAUACCCAGAGCUCCACACCGCAGUCCAGGAGACCUUCUCGAGUCUCUUUUCGAACAAAGCUUAGCGCCCCCAGAUGUCGCACAUGGCUCACCAGUCACUAAACCCUCGCUCGACCACUAUAAAAAUGUCGAGAAACUCAAGUCCAUGCUGGCGAACACUGGGGACCCUACAGCCUCAUGGAACUUUUUCGUACAGCACUUUGGUCCAGAGAUAACAACCAGUGGGCGCCACAACUUGCCAUCCUACCUUCAAUCUACAGCAAGACUACUUCAGCGACAAGUCAUUGAUGCGAAAGUCCAAAACCCUUUUUCUCAGACAUUACCAUCAUGUACAGUAAUAUCGACCACAUACGUACGGCUAGGAGCACUGCAUGAAGCAGAUUGGGCGGAUCUAAUGCUAGGUCUCCUGAAUGGUCUCUUGAGAACCAAACACAGAGAGGGAAGAAGAAAUGAGGAUGUGUCGGCCUGUUUCGAUGAUAUUCUUGGUUCUUGGAAUGUGGUUUGCACACAAGUCUCAAUGAAUACGUUUGUGGACUCGCCUGUGCUGGACUGGUCAAAUCUGCCUGAACUUCAACUUCCAAUGCGAACGGCCAAGGAACCCUGGCGGACGCUUGCUCGACUUACUGGUCUCCUGAAAGGCCGCCGAAGUGAGAAACUUGGCCUUGUAGCUGUGGCAACUUAUAUUCUCCUGGCUAGACAUUGCCCUCCAGGCCAGGUUUCGCUCAAGCAGUCUGGCGAAUUCGUUGAUGCAUUGCGAGUGGUCAUUGGCUCUAUUGAUGAUAUCGAGACAGUCGUACUGAAGGCUUUGUCAAUGCAGGCGCUUCACUCCGAUUUGAUUGAGUUUGUUCGUGAUGAGUGGCCCAAAUUGGGCGUUGUUUCGGAUAGGACCCCAUCUUUUCCAACUGCGUCUCGCACAAGUCAAGACGCUUCACCAUCUCUUGCGUCUCGCGAGUUCGCCGGCUACGACAUAUUGAAGAGAAUCAAAGCUGCUUCACGAGCACAUGACAUAGCACAAAUAGAUCUUUUGUGGCUAGACGCAACUCACUUACCGAUAGAUGUCAGUACACAUGAGUAUAGACAAGGAUUUCUGACCUCAGGAUUAUGUGACACGUUCAUACAAACAUAUGUAACGAACAAAACAGUAAGAGGAGCGAUAGACGUAUGGAGCCACAUGAUAAGCCAGGGACUCGUGCCAAGUAUUUUGACAUGGAGUUCAAUGUUGAAUGCCGCAAGUGUAUCGCGCGAUGCGCGAAUGAUGGAGGCUAUCUGGCAAAAAAUGGAACAUUCUGGCGUGAAACCCGACGUUGUAUGUUGGACCUCACGCGUCCACGGGCUGAUUGAAUGCAACAAAGGAGAGGCAGCGUUGAGGGCUUUGGACGACAUGGGCCGAAGAUGGGUCCAAGCCGUUGUCAAAACUCAUGGAGAUCUGAAGAACAAACAUAUGCAAACGAUUGGGGAUAUGGAUGACAUACCAAAGCCUUCCAUCGAGACCAUUAAUGCUGCUAUCACAGGGUUUAUUCGUAGGAAGGACCCUGAACAAGCGUACCGUGUCCUCGGUUGGGCUGCAAAAUUUUGUAUCAAUCCUGAUGUAACGACUUACAAUAUUCUUCUAAGACCUUUGAUUAAGGAAGGACGGGCUAAGAAAGCCGCAGCACUUCUAGGGCAAAUGCACAAGGCUGGAUUACAGGCGGAUAUCGUAACUUUCACUAUCAUCCUAGACGAGAUUCUUCGUACAUCUGAAUCGUCCACCCCCGAGGCACUGAAAGAGACAAUAUCGGAAGUUUUCAAGUAUAUGGACGAAAUAGGAGUGCAGGCGACACCACAUACGUAUACUAAGCUCAUACACCAUAUGCUUCAGGCACCAGCGGGAGGGUUUCUAGCUGUAAAUGCGAUUAUGGACCGAAUGAGCCAGCAAGAGCUAAAACCGUCACCGUACGUAUAUACGACACUGGUGCAACAUUAUGCCAAUGAACAGCCCCCGAAUCUUGUGGGCAUCACCAGCAUUGUGGAGAGAGCUCGUCAAGAACAUGCAAAUCUUGAUCAGAUUUUUUGGGAUCGAGUAAUAGAAGGAUAUGCUAGGGCAGGUGACACAGCUUCCGCGAUGCGAGCCCUAGGUAAGCUCAACAGCCAAGGUGGCUUCGCUGGGUGGUAUGCCCUCAGAACUGUAUUGAGCGCACUUGCGGAGGGCGAGGAAUGGGAAGCCGCAAAAACAUUGGUGAGGAAUACAAAAGCUGAUCAUGGUGGUCCGCUGCCAAACGAUGUCCAGGGCAGAGAGGGACAGCAUCAGUUCUGGAGGCUGGCUUUCGACUUGAUGCUCAUAGAAGGGUAG